Molecule: messenger RNA, 1786 nt
Organism: Daphnia carinata
Lineage: Eukaryota; Metazoa; Arthropoda; Branchiopoda; Diplostraca; Daphniidae
Product: sulfotransferase 1A3-like
Biological process (GO): sulfation
Cellular component (GO): cytoplasm
Molecular function (GO): sulfotransferase activity
Source: RefSeq, a predicted model, not a curated record
CGACUGUCAUACUUCCAGCAACUCAACAACGGGCAAGAUGUCGCGCUUCGACGAUGAGAAAUUCAAGCAGCUCCAACUAAAAGUCAAAUUUAAUGUGAUUCCAAAAACGAGAUUGAAAACGUUCAGCAAACUGUUCACUGUACCGUUGGGGCUGGCGAAGAGCGAGCCGGGCAACUUCGUCAUGACUACCAUAUACGCGGAAAAUGCCGAGAAAAUUUACCGCAUGAAGCCGAGGAGCGACGACGUUUGGUUACUCACAUUCCCCAAAUGCGGUACAACGUGGACUUCUGAGUUGCUUUGGUUAGUGAAAAAUGACUGCGACACGGAUAGAGCCGCCAAAAUUCCGCUACACGCCCGAGCUCCUUUUCUCGAGAUGGGUUACUUGAGCGCAGCGGACGGACCAAUGAAAAAAAUCAUGAUGACAGUUGACAAAGUGGAUAAGCUUCCAUCACCUAGAGUUAUCCGACCGCAUUUGCCGAUGUACCUCCUCCCACCAGACCUGCUCGAAACAAGCAAGGUGGUUUACGUCGCACGCAACCCAAAAGAUGUCAUUGUUUCUUACUAUUUCCAUCACAAAUUAUUCAAAUUGCAUGGAUAUACCGGAGAUUUAGAAGAAUUUGCUGAAAUUCAAUCAGUGAGGCACAAUCUGUUCGAAAGUCAACACGCAAUCCAAAAAAUGCCUAGCUUCGACGAUGAGCAACUCAAGCAACCCCAGCUGAAAGUUAAGUUUAACGUUAUUCCAAAAACAAGGUUGAAAAAAUUCAAUCAAUUGUUCGCCGGUUACAAGACGGGACUUGCUCAGAGUGAUCCUGGCAAAUUCGUCAUGACUACGUUGUACGCAAAGCAUGCAGAAAUACUCUACCGAAUGGAACCAAGAGCUGACGACAUCUGGCUACUGACUUUCCCAAAAUGCGGUACAACAUGGACAUCUGAGCUUUUGUGGCUGUUGAUGAACGAUUGUGACACAGAGAAAGCAAAAACAACUCAAUUAACGACUCGUACGCCAUUUAUAGAGGUACCAUUCCUAAAUCCGGUAACCGAACUAUCACCAGAGGCGAUGCAGAUGCUAAAGUCUUACGAAAAAAUGCCAUCUCCACGUAUUUUCAAAAGUCACUUGCCAUUUUACUUACUCCACCCCAAACUACUAGAUACCUCAAAAGUGGUUUACGUAGCACGGAAUGCCAAAGACGCCAUUGUUUCAUUCUAUCACCAUCACAAAUUGCUGAAACUGCACGAUUUUCAGGGAAACCUAGAAGAAUUCGCUGAUUACUUUAUGGAAGACGAAGUGUUGUACGCGCCUUUUUUCCCUCACGUACUGGACGCUUGGUCAAAACGUAAUCAUCCCAAUAUGCAUUUCAUGUUCUUCGAAGACAUGAAGAAGGACUUGAAAGGACAAAUAUCGAAAGUUGCGAUGUUUCUUAAUCAGUCGCCAACUGACGAGCAAUUGGACAAGAUAACUGAGCACUUGCGAUUCGAUAAUUUCCAACAGAACGAAGCAGUCAACAAUGAAGCCGGAAAGAAAGUGGGAUGGUUGAAUCCUGAUGGCAGGUUUAUACGUAAAGGUAAAACGGGAGACUGGAAAAACCAUUUCAGUGCGGAAUUGAACAGCCGAAUCGACCAGUGGAUUGAGAAGAAUUUGGCCGGAAGUGAUUUAAAGUUCGUGACAGAACUAGAGCAACAAGAUUAAGUCACUAAAUUAGAAAAUUAUAAAAUAGUUUUUUCAAGUCAGUUUGGAAUAACUUGAAAGGUCAAGUUGGAACCAUCUUAAUAAAGGUUUGGAUAAUCA